Nomia melanderi (Alkali bee) is the source of this 833-nucleotide messenger RNA. RefSeq names its product vesicle-associated membrane protein 4. Gene Ontology annotation, biological process: Golgi ribbon formation; vesicle-mediated transport. The record is from RefSeq and is a predicted model, not a curated record. Gene Ontology annotation, cellular component: membrane. Lineage: Eukaryota; Metazoa; Arthropoda; Insecta; Hymenoptera; Halictidae.
GCGAACAUCGUAACAAUAUGGCUACGCGUUGAGUGCCUGUCGAGGUGCAUACGAGUCACGACUGUGGAAACUGAUAAUUUCACGGCAGAAUAUUUAAUCUCUUCGGUGGACGAUAAGUAGCAAGAUCAUUCAACAGGAGAAUGGCGACAGGGAGCAAAUGGAAUUUGUCUAGAGAGGACAUGCAAGCCGCGGCCAAGGACGAAAAAGAGUCUCUUUUGGAGCACGACAGUGAUCUGGAUGAAGAUAUGUUGUUCAACCGCCCAAAUACAUCUACGGCAGAACCGAGUAGGACUAAAUCAGAUGGAAAGCUGGAUAGCGUUCGAGUUCAAAUUCAAGAGGUAACGGAGGUGAUGCGAGAGAACGUGCAAAAAAUAAUGGAGCGAGGCGAGCGGCUCGAAGACCUACAGGAAGCUAGCGAUCGUUUGAACAUAACAGGAAACGAGUUUAGAGCGGCGGCGAAGAGAGCGCAGCAAAAAGCGUGGCUUCAAAACUUCAGGACAAGAAUCGUACUAGUCACUAUCACAGUGACGAUCGUCAUCUUCAUCAUCGUAAUGUCUCUGCUCACUGUGUCAGUCAUACAUCGUCACGCGAAAGAACGAUUUAACACAGUCCACGUAGUCAGACCGACGGGUAUCGUUUUCAGUUCUGGACAUCAUGGUGCUUUACCUGGUUCUCAGAUAGCGAACACGGUGUAGUGAGCCUCGAUCGUUCAAUUGCAGUAUCCAUCAUCCUGAAAUAUUCGUGACUGAGGCUUCCUCCAGACUGAAAUCCGAUCGUUUACGAGCGUACAUUGUACAUUUGUACCUGUCUUUCAUGGAUUCUAUGCGUGUAUC